Agrilus planipennis (emerald ash borer) is the source of this 2661-nucleotide messenger RNA. Its product is annotated as protein FAM76A. The transcript has 5 exons. Lineage: Eukaryota; Metazoa; Arthropoda; Insecta; Coleoptera; Buprestidae. The coding region runs from base 215 to 1195 and encodes 326 amino acids. The record is from RefSeq and is a predicted model, not a curated record.
UUGCUACUGCUGGUGCGAUUACGCAUGAUGAUCACCGUUAUGUCGUUGUAUACGUUGCAAACCAUGUAUGUUUAAUGUCCGUUAAAUAUUUUAAUUUGUUUUGUGUCGUUGAAAUACGAUUUGGUGAUUAUUAGUGAAUUUUGUGAUUUUUUUUUAAUUUAAAAUAGACUAUUAGUUCGUACAUCACCACUGAUUACGUUUUAUUUCUGUGAAUAUGAGUACUCAGUAUCAAGCAUUAUUUGCAUGUUCCAAAUGUUUUUCACGACAUCCUUUCGAAGAUCUAUCACCAGGUCAGCAGCUUUGCAAAGAAUGUCGUGGAGCAUUUCCAGUGGUGAAAUGCACAUAUUGUCGAUCCGAAUUUCAACAAACUACCAAAGGAAAUACAAGCACAAUAUGUAAAAAGUGUGAACAAAAUGUGAAAGCUUACGGCAAGCCAACUGCCUGUGAAUAUUGCAAUAUAAUUGCAGCGUUUAUAGGCAACAAGUGCCAACGUUGUACUAAUUCUGAAAUAAAGUAUGGACCCCCCGUCAACUGUGAGCAGUGCAAACAAAAGUGUGCUUUUGAUAGACAUGAUGAUGACAAAAAGGUAGAUGGGAAGUUGUUGUGUUGGUUGUGUACACUUUCAUUUAAACGGGCUUUGGCGAAAACCAAACAGGGCGAUGCAGAAAGACGAGCACAUUUAAAAAUGUCACAUCUAAGACAGUCAAAGGAUAACCAUAAAGAGAAAUUACGAAGCCACAGUAAAAGGCCUCGAAGGGCAGAUGUUACCAAAGUUCCCGUAGAAACAGAGAAUGGACCCCAAAAUAAAGUAGCCCGAAAUAAUUCCGGUCCUAACUUAGCUAGAGCUGAGUUAGACCCAACUAGUUCGGAUCAUGUAGUUGCUAUGACACAACUCAAAGAACAAAUUGCUAGUUUACAAAAGCAGCUGAGCGUUAAAGACGCCCAACUACUUAGUAAAGAUAAACAGAUAACAGAACUUAAAGCCAAACAUUUCACAAUCGAAACUGAAUUAAGAAAUAAAAUGAAAACUGCUCAGAAAGAGCACGACGACAAAUGCGAUACGUUAAGUAUCAAAAUCCAGACGUUGCUGAAGGAAAUCGCUAGUCUAUCAAAGAUAACAAAGAAGGAGCGAUUGGCAGCUACCCGUGAGAAUGCUAACAGUGGCAGUGGAACUGACAGCCCACUGACACAGUAAAAAUUUAAUAGUUGUAGUAAGUGUAAGUAUCAGCAAACAGAUAAAAAGUCUUCACAUACAUUAUAGUACACGUUUUGAACAUUAGUAGUGAAAAUAGAACUGGCGAUCGUUGACUGGUAAGAGGCAUUUUAAUUUUAGUUUUGGAGAGAUUAUUUUUUUAAUAUUACACUAAGCUGAGCGGCUUGAAACAGUUGGUUUUUGUGGUAUUAUUUUUGAAGGCUAGUGUUAGUCAUCGGUUCUUUAAUGUAAUUCUGGAACUAGCAUUCCUGAAUAGUUUUCUGCUACUCCAAUUAUUUAAAGACAAAAAUAGUGCAAGAUAAUGGCCGAAUGAAAAACUGUUUUUUAGAAAUUCUUAUUAUACCUACGUCUAAAUAACAAUACACCUAAUUCUGUAUUUACAACUGGUUUUUUGAUUUAACACGAUCGGAAUAUUUUUGACUGAAAUGCAUAUUUCAAGAAGUUUCGUAUUAAAGGUGAAAAGUGAUUUUUUAGUGAUUGAUAUUAAUAAAAAUUGAAAUAAAAUCCAUGCAUGCAUCAAUUCUUUAAUUUAUUUAGCCGUUUGUUGGUAGCCAAAUCAAAAUCUUUAAAAUUAGAAAUUACGGAGUUUUUACCGGAAUUUUCAUAUUGACUUGUGAAUAUAAGAAAAAAUUGUAUUAAUUGAAGUGAACCAUUCUUUUUUCUAAAUCAUUACACGAAUUCUACAGGAAUGUGACAGAAUAUGGUGUAUAUUUUAUAAUCUGCCAAAAUUGAAAAAGAUGUUUUAUUUUACAGGGUUGCGUCUUAAAACUACUAUUGUUCAAAUAAGUGUUCUGAUGUUUCGUUUUUCUUUUUAAUUUUUUUUUCUGUAAUCAACGUCCACAUUUGUCUGUAAAUUGGUUUUUAAGAAAGAUCUUUCUGUUUUUUUUUUUUUUGGGAAAUAUAAACAUUCAAAUGUGAGAAAGGCUGUUUUCAACUAUUUAACAGUCAGUUUAAAUAGCAUGUUUACUAUAAUUUUUAAUUGAUCGUUUUGCUUUUAAUGCAAAUUUGUGUUAGCUAAAGAACAUACUAUUUACAAUCUUGUUCAUUUUUGGGAUAAAAGAUGUGUUUUAAUUGAAAAUUAUCUGUUCUGUUAUGAAUACAAACGUUCCUACUAUUCUUAAAAUUGGUUCGUUUAAUUACGACCUUUUUUUAAGUAAAUGCGAUAUUUUUCUGAUCCUUGUAAAUCAACCUUAUUUUGUUCUUAUUGAAUAUAUAAUAAUUUUACCGUUACUAUAAAUUAUUUUAUUCCCGACGUAAAUGCCAUCACUUUUCAAUAAUCACUUCCGGAUAUUGAAAUUUAAGUUAAUAAUAAUUAGUAUGUUCUUCUGUAAAACGCAUUAUUAUUCAUAGAAGGGAAGUACUAUGAUGGCUUUUCAGUAAUUUAUGAAGUAAAAGAUCAUAUUUUUGUAUUCUAAUUAGUUUUAUCCAAAUAAAGAUUAUAUAAAGUG